Epinephelus fuscoguttatus (brown-marbled grouper) is the source of this 6891-nucleotide messenger RNA. RefSeq names its product adenylate cyclase activating polypeptide 1b (pituitary) receptor type I (gene adcyap1r1b). NCBI's taxonomy places the organism in Eukaryota, Metazoa, Chordata, Actinopteri, Perciformes, Serranidae. The record is from RefSeq and is a predicted model, not a curated record. Gene Ontology annotation, molecular function: peptide hormone binding; vasoactive intestinal polypeptide receptor activity; G protein-coupled peptide receptor activity. Bases 459 to 2000 code for a protein of 513 amino acids. Gene Ontology annotation, cellular component: plasma membrane; neuron projection. The transcript is spliced from 14 exons. Gene Ontology annotation, biological process: adenylate cyclase-modulating G protein-coupled receptor signaling pathway; cell surface receptor signaling pathway.
AGAGAGAGGAGCCUAGUUGAAAUGCGCGGUGCAUUCUUCUGUGGAGGGCGAAGCGAGCAGCCGUCCGCAGGGCAGCAGAAUUGCUCGAAAUAUCUCCAGUGAUCAUUCAACCCUCAGCGAGGAGAGGUGAAUUCAUCCCUCGAUCUUCCUGCCAAAGAAACACGUCACAUCGUUGUCCUGGUAAGAAGUCCGCAACAUUUUAUCCAAACUGCCGUUCGGGUGGAAGUUGUGUUGCCUGGAGCCACCGGGGAGUCUUGUACCUUCGCAGCCCCGUUUGAGUUGAUUUGUCCCCUGCGGAGUGCGCAGCCUUUCAUCGGCCCGGAGGAUCCACAGAGCAGGAGAGUUACAUUUGGAGAAGACCGAUACAAUGAUCCCGAGGUGAGCUGACGCUGACGUGUUCGUCUGUCCGGCUGUCUGAGCUCGAUGUUUAAAGGAAGCUCCUCACUGAGAAACACAAAAUGUCUGCUGCUAACAUCAGCCCGCUGAUCCUCGCCAUCCUUCUCCUCCUCUUACCCUCGGUUUCGAUCCAACAGGUGCCCUCUAACUGUGUGAUCAAGAGGGAGGAGGAGAAAUGCAUGGAAAUGAUUGCGUCAGAUGAUCCUGGCAAUGAUCCAGAAUUUGGCUGUCCAUGGAUGUGGGACAACCUGACGUGUUGGCAGCCUGCCAGGAUCGGUGAGGUGGUUGAAGUCAACUGUCCCGAACUCUUCUCUCAGUUCAUGAGUGAAGAAGACUACGAGCCAGGGAAGGUGAGUCGUAACUGCACUGAGUUUGGCUGGUCUGAGACCUUCCCUCAUUACGUUGAUGCCUGCCUUUAUGAGGAAGGAAACGGCAGCCAUCCGGAGCUGUACUACGUGGCAGUAAAGGCUCUGUACACUGUGGGCUACAGCACCUCCUUGGUCUCCCUCACCACGGCCAUGGUCAUCCUGUGCAGGUUCAGGAAGCUGCACUGUACCAGGAACUUCAUCCACAUGAACCUAUUUGUGUCGUUCAUCUUGAGAGCUAUUUCGGUCUUCAUCAAAGACGGCGUGCUGUAUGCCAAAGAGGACAGCGAGCACUGCUUCAUACACACUGUGGCGUGUCGAGCAGUGAUGAUAUUCUUCCAUUACUGUGUCCUUUCUAACUACUUCUGGCUCUUCAUCGAGGGUCUCUACCUCUUCACUUUACUGGUGGAGACCUUCUUCCCUGAAAAGAGAUACUUCUACUGGUACAUCAUCAUUGGCUGGGGAACCCCCACGGUGUGUGUGACCAUCUGGGCGGUGCUGAAGCUACACUUUGAUGAUUUAGGGUGUUGGGACAUGAAUGACAAUGCUGCCAUCUGGUGGGUGAUCAAGGGACCUGUGUUGGCUUCCAUUAUGGUCAACUUUGUGCUCUUCAUUGGAAUCAUCAUAAUUCUUGUCCAGAAGUUACAGUCCCCAGAUAUCGGUGGAAAUGAAUCCAGUAUUUACCUGAGGUUGGCCCGCUCCACUCUGCUACUGAUUCCUCUAUUUGGGAUCCACUACACUGUGUUUGCCUUUUCCCCCGAGAACGUCAGCAAGAAAGAGCGCCUGGUGUUUGAGCUCGGCCUUGGAUCCUUCCAGGGCUUUGUGGUGGCUGUCCUCUACUGCUUCCUGAAUGGAGAGUAUAUCCCUCAAGGUGCAAUCGGAGAUCAAGAGGAAAUGGCGCAGCUGGACGGUGAACAGAUACUUUGCUGUGGACCUGAAGCACCGGCAUCCUUCGCUGGCGAGCAGUGGGGUGAACGGGGGAACGCAGCUGUCGAUCCUCAGCAAGAGCAGCUCGCAGAUCCGCAUGUCCAGCCUGCAGGCAGAGACCCCGGCCACCUGAGCAGCACAGGCGGGAACGCCACCAUUGGACCUGACGCUGCCAAACCUGCCACACCCACUGUCCUCCCCAUGACCAGCCUCACCAACCCGUUCCUCAACCCGUACCCCAAUCCGUACCAAGAUGAAACCAUGAUGGAAACCCAGCUUAACUCCACCGACCCAGAACAACCUCUAGUCUGACCUGCUUUGCCCGAACAUGACCGAACCUGAAUGUCAGACGUCACUUAGAGAAUCUUUUCAUGUCCAGACCUUUGACCUGGUUUAGGAGUGAAAAACAAACUCAGUCCACCUGUUCCGGACCAGCCUAUCACCUUCAAAGGGCAUGAGCAGGAAUUCUGUGUAAAUCGAGUGUCUUGUUGGGCUUAAACAUGCAGAAGAGGCAUGGUUAUCUCUCUGUAUAUAUUGUAUUAGUGUUUGUCUGGUGCUACAGUCUUUGCUGCUGUAUAGCACAGGGGGACCAGCUUAUUACUGCAGCCCUCUCACAGUGAUCAUUCCAGUCUGUCUGAGCAAGUUUUUACAUUUGUCCUCAAGAUUCACCUUUUCCUCAAAAUGUGUUUAAGACUGUAACUAUACACUAUUUUCAUCUUUAGAUACAGAAGUUACAGCUGCUUCAUAUACGACAGACAACACUUGGCAAUGUAAAUACCUUAAAGGGACACUCCAUUGAUUUUACACAUAAAGGUCACUUAUCAGGCUAUGAUGUAAUGUGUGGCUCUGAAAAAAAUAACCCUAGCGAUGUCAUGAUAAUGUCAUCAGGGUUUUUUCAGCUUGGGCACACGUUUUAACAGAAAACCUGUGUUAAAAACUGAGGGCAUGGUGGUUGAAACAUGCCGGUACUCACUACAAGAGCUGGAUCUAUCAAACGGAUAUAGUUUGCUGCAUUAUGGGAAAUGUAGUAUUCAGUGUUUUUGGAGCUUGCCCCAAACUUUGGACUGAAAUUCAAGAUAUUUUGUCAUCUGCUGCUUUAACUCUGACGCGCCCUAAUGUACAGUUGUUACCUUAAAUGAGUGGAAGUUGAUGCACACAUCAGUGUUAAAUCUUUCACCAUCAAAUCAGUGUUAUAGAUAGAGCUUAGGGUCAGCUGAAACAUUAUGAACCCCAAGUCAAACCCAGACUUAUUGAACCCAUUCAGAAAGCUCAGUAUUAUUUUUCACUACUGGCACAAGCCCACAUUUCCUGUGUAAACUGUGACUGAUGUACAACAAUAUAAGGACUGAAGAAUGUCAAGGAGAAAUUUCAUCUGGAUCUAACAGGUGAAACCUGGAAGAGCAGUAUUUAUGAGAAGGACAUAUUUUCUACAGUUAUGUGAAAUGCCAAAAAAAAGAGAGAGGGAAAAAAACAUACCAGGGUUAGAUGAUCACUCUGAGGGUCUUCUUCUUCUUCGUGUGCACAGUGCUGAGGUUUGCCAACUACGACCACAAACACAGACCUCUCUUUGAAAUCUCAGCACUGCAAACUAGACGUCUGAGAAGAAGGCACCUUUGGAGAUCAGCGUGUCUGUAGUUUCAAACAGCCGUUAGUACAGAAAAUGUCAAUGAAAAUGAACUCAUGACUAAAGCUACAUGAGUUUAACUGCUUGCAUGAAAUUGCAUUUAUUGUCCACGUGGUUUUGGUUACUUUUUUGGUGAGAAUUUGGUGUUUAAUUGGUUGUUAAAGUUUUUGUUUUUUUUCACAAACUUCGGGCUGUUGUGGAGGUGACAUGCUGUAAUACUGAUUCUCCUGUCACUUUGUAAAGCUGAGCCUCUUCAACAGCCUCCUGCAGGAAGUUUCAACAUUGUACUGGUUGAAGUGAAGGUGUAGACCGUCGGAAACAUCACAGCACUUCACUGUUUUUGGGUGAAAAUUUCCUUAUUUGUUUCCGGGCAAAAAAAAAAAAGGGCCAUUUGAAAAAGUUGUUUUAAUUUUGAUUAAUGAGGGCUUUUUCUCAGACCAAUCCCUCAUACCACCUCGCAGUAUCACCUCUGUGUUUCUGCAGUUAUUGUCUCUGGUAGCAUUUGCUCUCUUUAUGCUUGAAAACAGGCACAUUGAGAUGGAUGCUACAUUUUGAGAGGGACUUUUAACUCGGGGGUAAUUCUCUCAUUCCAAAGACAAAUUAAUUGACUCCUCACUGAGUUUUGCACGGCCGUAUCUGUUUGCAAAGGCUGAGUUAGCUUUGCAACUGAUGUCACUGCAGAUGUUUCUUUUGGUCUGACUCAACUAUCCUCUGAAUCCCUACGUUCGACUCUACUUUGUGUCUCCAAAAGUGCCUUUAAGCACAAAACAAGUAUUUUGACUUCUGUUGAUGAUUUUUAAAAAAGGGAUUUCUGUUUUUAAUUUCCAAACGAAACUGCAAAGUAAAGAAAAUGGUUGAACAAAGUGCUUUUAUGAUGCUUAAGACUAAAUCAGUAUUUUAAACCUGGAGGCCUUCAAAGUAACUUGUCUUUGCUAAAGAUGAGCAGAACAUACGACCAAUUAGUGUUUUGGAUAAAGCAGUGCUACAGUAUAUUAACUCAGUAAGUCAAUGUACAGUACACUAUAUCACAUGCACACAAAAAAUAAAUAUGUUCCACUUUUCUUAUUUUGCAGACACAUCCUUUAUUUUUGUCAACAGCAUAAAAAUGGAAAAUUACCGGGCUGUAAGUCUCAUGUUUCUGAACCACAAGAUUCUCGUCUUUAUGAUAUUUUUCAAAAUAUGAGACCAUUCUAUACUAAUAUCGUUUCGUAUCCUAAAUUCCCAUUACUAUGACUGAAUUUCCAAAUUUUGUAAGGACAAAAACCUUUUGUCAAACUGCAACUGUCUGAAAUGUCUGAAGUGUCUUCAAAGACAAACUGAAAUGGAAAACCAACAAAACAACAACAAAUGAGUGCAUUCUUUGAUUAAGAGAUAUUUGCUGUUUCUUUUCUGAAUACACAUUAAUCAUAGCUGAUAUUCAUAGAAAGGUACAUCUGCUCAUUUCAGUAUUAUACUGUAGUUAAAUGUUGAGUUUUCUCCUCAUCAACUGUUUAAAGUCAGACAAUUAACAUUGUUUUGGUAAUUUGCAGGUGAAAGACAUCAUGUAUAGAGUCCCAAAACUGACAAAAUAUCAUUAAAUAAUAAUUUUCACAGAUCUACAUUUUUUUACAUGAGUAUGGAUAUCAGAUUUUACUUUAACGAUCGUAAAAUCUACAUUAUCUGCACCAGAUGGUCAUUUUAUCUGGCUCACCCUUAGUACAACAAAAAAAAUUCAUAUUUCUUUUAACACUCCAUUUAUAAUUUUUUUACCAGUAUUAUUUAUUAAUGUAUACAGUUGUAUUUUUUACUUUUUUAAACUAAAACAUUUUGAUAGUUUCAGGACUCCGUGUACCUCGUUUUUAACAUACUGAGGUCGUGAGUCCAAAUUCAUGAAAAAAAAAAUCUGAUAUGAUUUCUGUAAAUUUUAUCUCACUACAUCACUACAUAAUGGUCUAGAUGCUGUUUUAAAGCCUUCUCCACACUGCCAAGAAGAUAAUGGAAAAGUAUUUUAUCCUUUUAUUGAUAUCUAAGACUUUUUUUCUAGAAACCAUUUUUAAUAUCUAAUAUUAAAAGAAUAUCAAAAGAGUAAAAGUGCCAAAUUUCCAGAAACAAUACUGAGGAUAAAACCUGUGUCUUAAAUGACAGCCCUGUAUCGAGGUUUAAACUGAGCUAAGUUUGAUUUUUUGACAUUUAGAUCAACAUAAUUUUAAUCAGUAUAUUUCAGUGUCCAGCAGAUUCUUAGUGGACACUGAAAUAUAGUUGCUAAAAUGAUAAGAGGUAAUUGUUUGUAACUGUUCACGCCUCAGCCACAUUUUGUCGAGUUUUGCACUCUGUCUAUACUGCACAUGUCUUGACCUGCAAAUUACCACAUGCAUUCUUUCUGGGAGUCCAGACCAAAUGAAGGCAGAGAGAGAAAAGAAGGGCUGACCGGAAACUGUAUCGUCCUGUUGUUCUGCUGUGUAUAUGUGCAGUGUGACCUGCAAUAAUAACAGUGCAGAUCCAACAGCAGCCAUAAGGGGGCCCUGUUUCAUCUUCUGAUGUUUAGGGAAAGGGCUGGACAAUCACCACCUCUGCUCUGGUUCAGUUGAAUGUUCAGUUGAGUUCAUAACAGACAUUAUGACAAUCUCACCGGGUCAUGAGCCUAAGUUUGUUCAUGUAUUUAUGAAGUAUUUCCUUUAGUGUUAAUAUGGGAGUUGGAGCCUUAUAUUGCCAGUACUAUGUUGAUGUCAGACAAAGAUGUUGCUAUUAUUAUAAGAAUAAAUAUUCAUUUGAACCUGUUGUUUUGAACUAUGAAGUAGUUAGCUGAAGUGUUUGAAAGGUCUGUAGCCAACCUUUGUGACUAAAUAAACUACAGUUUAAAUGUGCGACACAGAAACAAGCUGCCAACGUUGUACCUUGUAAAUGGAGUUUUCUGUGGUUCAAAGUGAAUAACUGUCAUUUAAAAACUUUGCGCUGUGAUUGUUCUCAUAUUUUUUAUCAUUUUUCUUAAUGGUGAUCGUGUUUUGCUAAAAGUAUAAAGCCUCCUGUAAUGCCUCUGUACUCUCUAAUAGGCUGAUGCAUGCGUGUUAAAUCGUUAUGAUCUCAUUUGACCAGCAGAUGUAAUCACAAGGGAGGGUCGAGCUUUCAGGACAUUAAAGGGAAUCUGAGCUGCAUGCUCGUUUUCAAAUGGAUGAGGCAAUUAAUAAGCUAGAACGUGAAUAUUGGGUUUGAACUGUGAACGAUUUAUCAAACUGUAGCUCCAGUCCCAUCAGGACCCAUCAAAUACUUUUCCUUUGAAUGUUAAUCUUUGCAGACAUGAGGAAAAGUAAAGUGCCAUAAAACUGCUGUACUCAUUUUGUUCUUAUUGAUUUUUACUGCACAGCAUGACAAGAAAACUGGUUUCAAAUGUUUUUCCUUUGUAGCUUUUUGAUGGUGGUUAUCUUUAUUGAAUUGCGUCAUUGUACCAAUUGCCUGUUGAAUCAGUUAGAGGUUAAAAAAACUGGGGCUCAGUAGUUUGUGUACUGAUAGCUGAAUGUAAAAGUGACUUAAAGCACUCUGCCAUGAGCCUGCUUCUGUCUGCUCUUCUUUUUUUCAUUUGAUCUUGUUCACUGCACAGUGCAC